Stegastes partitus (bicolor damselfish) is the source of this 5219-nucleotide messenger RNA. It is a transcript of the gene tmem259, whose product is annotated as transmembrane protein 259. The record is from RefSeq and is a predicted model, not a curated record. The coding region runs from base 558 to 2684 and encodes 708 amino acids. Gene Ontology annotation, cellular component: endoplasmic reticulum. The transcript is spliced from 12 exons. Gene Ontology annotation, biological process: positive regulation of ERAD pathway; response to endoplasmic reticulum stress. Lineage: Eukaryota; Metazoa; Chordata; Actinopteri; Pomacentridae.
GACCCGUAUUUCCGCUGUUUCUAGUAGCAGCACCGUCAGACUACUGUUAGCCUCCGUUAGCUGCUGUGAGCUGUUAUUAGCUUCUAUCAGCUGCUGUUAGCUGUCAUUUCAGAGUUGUUCUUACCUCCCUCAGAGUCACUCCGAGUCUUCUUCCGUGGGAUCCGACUGAGAUGUGUCCUCUGUCCGUCCCGGAGCAGCGAGCUAACAGCUAACUCCGCCCCGUAACUAGCUGCUAGCUGCUAGCUCCAGCAGCGCUGAUCUCCUAUGCGCAGCUAGCGAAGCCUGCUAACUGUGCUAACUGCUAGCUGUGGCGUUGUGAAUCUGCUUGUUUGUUUGGAUGAAAAGACCGAGGAGGAGCCGUUAACGGGGGCAUGGAUACACACCUGCGGAGGCUGUAACAGUUUCAGGUGUGAAGACACUCAGUCCGCCGAGGCCACCGUCAUCGUCGGAUCUCAGCUCAGAGCUCCGCCUUCUUUCUGGCGCCGGCAGCCAUGCUGACCUAGAAUCAUCCACAGUUGUGAGUUUGUGCAGUGUGAGCAGAACCAGACACCGAGACCAUGUCUGAGAACCAGGCCAACAACAACAACGUCCCUCUGAACAACAACAACAACAACAACAUGGGACCCAACAGGAUCCGAAACCCCAACAUCAACCAGAAUCCCCUCAUCAAUGUCCGGGACCGCCUCUUCCACGCCCUCUUCUUCAAGAUGGCCGUCACCUACGCCCGGCUCUUCCCCCCGUCCUUCAGGAGAGUCUUCGAGUUCUUCGUCCUGCUUAAGGCACUCUUCGUCCUCUUCAUCCUCGCCUACAUCCACAUCGCCUUCUCCCGCUCGCCCAUCAACUGCCUGGAGGGGGUGAGGGAGCGCUGGCCUCGUGAUGGCAUCCUGCGAGUGGAGAUCCAGAGGAACUCGAGCCGCGCUGCCGUCUUCCUGCAGCACUACGACUCACCUGCCCUGCAGGAUGACCUAGAGGCGGAGCCAGGGGGUGGAGCUCCGGUGGCUGGACUUAGCCUGGCGGCGCUGCAGGACGAAGAUGAGGACGAGGAAGAGAUGACUCUGGACAUGUUUGACAACAGCUCAGUACAGUUUGAGCUGGACAUUGAACCCCGCCUGAAGCCGUCUCUGAUUGGAGGAGGCGUUGGAGGAGGAGGAGCAGGAGGAGUGAACGACAGCCAGGACGUCUCCUUCAGCCAGACCACUAAAGGUAUGCAGCCGCUGAGGGACUCAGUGUCUGAGCUGGAGAUGAUGACGAGAGCAGUGUGGCCUCAGGAGGAGUACAUCGUGGAGUAUUCUCUGGAAUAUGGCUUCCUGCGUCUGUCUCAGAGCACCAGGCAGAGACUCAACAUCCCCGUCAUGGUCGUCACUCUGGAUCCGAUGAAGGACGAGUGUUUUGGAGACGGCUUCAGUCGCUUCCUGCUCGAUGAGUUUUUGGGCUACGACGACAUUCUGAUGUCCAGCGUGAAGGCGCUCGCUGAGAACGAGGAGAACAAAGGGUUCCUGAGGAAUGUGGUGUCUGGAGAACAUUACCGCUUUGUCAGCAUGUGGAUGGCCAGAACCUCGUACCUGGCUGCCUUCGUCAUCAUGGUCAUAUUUACUCUGUCGGUGUCCAUGCUGCUCAGAUACUCUCACCACCAGAUCUUCGUCUUCAUCGUCGAUCUUCUUCAGAUGUUGGAGAUGAACAUGACCAUCGCCUUCCCAGCAGCACCUCUGCUCACUGUCAUCCUGGCCCUCGUAGGAAUGGAGGCCAUCAUGUCAGAGUUCUUCAAUGACACGACGACGGCAUUCUACAUCAUCCUCAUUGUGUGGUUGGCCGACCAGUAUGACGCCAUCUGUUGCCACACCAACACCAGCAAACGUCACUGGCUGAGGUUCUUCUAUCUGUACCACUUUGCCUUCUACGCUUAUCACUACCGCUUCAACGGCCAGUACAGCAGCCUGGCGCUGGUCACCUCCUGGCUUUUCAUCCAGCACUCCAUGAUCUACUUCUUCCACCACUACGAGCUGCCUGCCAUCCUGCAGCAGAUCCGGAUCCAGGAGAUGCUGCUGCAGAACCAGCAGGCGGGUCAGAACCAGACGGCUCUGCAGGACAACCUCAACAACAACAACAGUGCUGCUGCUGCUGCUGCUGCUGCUGCUGGUGGUCCGGGACCUGCCGGUGCCGCCCAGCCGGGCCCUCAGACCGACCCACAGCCCUCCUCCUCCCCUCCAGCUCCAGGAGCAGCAGGAGGUGCCGGGGAGGUGAGGGCGGAGCUGAACUGGGUCGCUCAGACCGCCGCCAUCAUCACCGAAGCUCUGUCCUCCUCCGUCGACUCCGGAGGAGGAGCAGCGACUGGAGGGCAGGGAUCUCCUGGGGGGGAGAUCAGUGUGGUGGCUGAGUUCUGGAUGGGAGGAGGAGGGGCAACUGCAGGAGGAGCAACAGAGGGAGGAGGAGCAACAGAGGGAGGUGGAGCAACAGGAGGAGGAGCAACAGGAGAAGAUGCAAAAGUUGUUUCAUUAGAAGUUAAACCUGCAGCAGAAGGAGCUGAUCCGCCAAUCAGGGUGCUCCAUGUGGGCAGGGCGGGGCCCUCGGAGGCAGGGCCCUCAGAGGCGGGGCCCUCGGAGGUGGGGCCCUCGGAGGCGGGGCCACAGACAGACUCACACUGUGCAGGUACAGACUGCAGUGCAGCAGAGCAGAAACCGUCCUGAGAGUCCAGGUGUGCUGCUGGUCAUCAUCUCACCUGUCGGUGCCUCAGUCUGUCAGCUGAUCAGGUUGAUUGAUUAGUGAUCAGAAACAGGUCUGAACCUGCAGUUUUAGUUGGAAUUUUAAACUGAUUGAUUGAUUAGUUCAGUGUUUCCCAACCUGAGGUUCGGGGCCCAUUAGAGGUCCUCAGAUUAAAAGGUUCGAGGAUUAACAGGAAAUUGAAGAAGCACAUUUCUAAUUUUCAGGCUUUGUGUCUUGUUUGUGAUGUUUUUGUUGUCUGAGAGCAGAGAUUUGUUGAAACACAGAGGAGGGUUGAUUAAAUCUGGUUCUCGGCGACGCCCUCAAAAGUCCCACAGAUCCAGUUCACUGACAGAAAACAGAACCACAAAUAUUUGGUGUCUUUGCUUAAAAAAUGACCCUAAAGUCUGAGUAUAAAUAUCACUGCUGAUCGUAUUUCUGUUGUUACUAAUGAAUUAAUCUACUGAUUAUUUUCUCCAUUAAUCAGUUAUUUGUUUGGUGGUAAAAUGUCAGAAAUGAGUAACUUUUCAUCUGAAACACAAACAAAGAAAAGCAGCGAGAUUUCACAUUUAAAACCCAAAACCAGCAAAUGUUUCACACCGUUUGUUAAAGUUCCUGAAAUGAGUCUGAAGCAGCUCAGACUUCUGUCAGCCAUUUUAUUUUUAUCCGUUUUGUGAGAGAUUGUCAGUGAUGCCUUCAAGUGUCUUGUUUUGUCCAAAUGUCAGAUUAUUAAUGAUUUCACAGUGAAAAAGUACCUUUUCUGCUGCCUUAUCUGAAACAUCAGUUUAAUUUUAAAUCUCCCGUCGAAAUCAUCAUUUAAUCCGAAUAAUACAUGAAUGAGAUUAUUUGCAGCAGUUUUCCUGCAGCAGAGUUUCUGCUGUACACAUCUCUAGAUCAACGAGCUGUUUAAACCUUGAGAUCUGCGUUUCAUUGUCCGUUCAGACUCAAACAUCUACGAUGAAACUUGAAAAACUCCACAAACAUUCUGCUUUUUAUUCAGUUUCACUGCAGCUUCGGAUUCAGCCGCUGGUUUAAACAUGUGACUGAACUCCUGCGAGGUGAUUUCAGACUUCAGAUAAGACAUUGAACUCAUCCUGACAUUGAGAUAAAAUGAGGUGUGAUGUUCAUGGACGCUGGUUUACCUGCAGUUUAAAGGUGAAGCUGUUUUUAGAGCUUCAGAUUAUUGAUCAGAAAAACUGCAGAACUUGGUCUCUGUAAGUGUUUUGGCUGCUGGCUGCUGCUCAAACAAUACGAGAUAUUAAUAAUCAAUGAUGAAUCACAGAGAAAACAAUGUGGUGGGAUUUUCACCAUUUGCCGAAGUUUUACCAGUUGAUUGAUUGAUUGAUUGAUUGAUUAAUUGACUGAUAAACCAAAUUAUCAGCUGAAGCUGUAAAAUUCAGAAAAACAUCAGAUUUCUUCCUACACAGGACAAAAAACAUGAUUCAAACAUAAAACAUGUAAACUCUCAGGUGUCAGCUGGACCUGCAGAAAAACACCAGACUGACCCUUUAACACUGAACCUGGAAGGGAAUCAUCUGAGAAACAUCAGUUAUUGAUCAGUGAUCGGGCCUGAUCCUGACAGACUGACGCACAAACUGAACUGUGUUGAGCUUUUUGUUUCCAUCUGCUUUUAUUUUGAAGAGACUCUGAGGACAAUAAGUUUGUUUGGGAGCGGUGCGGCGGUCGGACUGAUCGAUCAGGUGGAUCAGGACUUCUGUCAGGACGAAUGCCUUAUCAAUAAUCCUCAGACUGUCAGCAGCUGAGCGAGCUGAUUGGUUGUGCAAUAUGGUGGCGGCUGUGUCACAACUCAGGCUCCGCCUUCUGCAGCGUUGACGCCGCGAACGUGAAAACUUCCUCUGAUUGAAAACAUGAAUGAUCGAUCGAUGAUGCUGCAGAAACAUGCUACAGGUGAUUGAUCAGCGUGUUCAGAAAAAAAAUACACACGACAGAAUCUCAGAACAUCUGAUCUGAUCAUGAACCAUCAGCUGAUAUGUGAUCAAUAACCUGAUGCUGAAUAAUCAUUAACUCUCGGUAAUUGAUAGCAUCACUGAAACUGCCCAUCAAUCCAUCGAUUGGUUGAUUUACAGUGAACUAAUCUGCAGUUAUUGAUUACUGAUUGUUUCAGUGAUUUUUCAGGUUAAACUUCUCGAUCACUUCAAAUUCUUUCUGGAUCUUCUUCCUCUGAACAAUCUAUCGGUAAGCAAUUGAUUGAUCAGCUGCAGCGCCAUCAGCACGUACGUUUAUCGCUGUUAUUGAUCGCUGCGGUGACGCCUGGCUUCUGUAUGUUGUUGUUUACUGUUGCCAAGGAGGCGGAGUCUGAGUGUGACCAAUCGGAACCGGACUGAACCAAACUAGAAGACUGGAGGGGGGGGAUCAGGCGUUUUCUGGGGUGUUUCUUCUUUGUGCCUCACUGCUGGAUGACUGUAGCCUCAUUAGUUGAUCUGAAACUCAUCAAACUGUAUUUAACUGUCCAGUAAACCAGUAAAACCAGUGCACACCAACAUGUCUGCACACACACUGUC